UUUUCCUGUACUGAGUGUGGGAAGUGUUUCCGUUUUAAAUGCCGUCUUAUUGCGCAUAAAAGAUCUCACACAGGCGAAAAGCCAAACGUGGAAAAAACGUAUGCCUGUCCUGAGUGCGGGAAAUGUUUUUCACGGAAGGCCAAUCUUUACACACAUCAGAUAUCUCACACAGAAGAAAAGCCGUAUGCUUGUUCUGAGUGUGGGAAAUGUUUUUCGUUUAUGUCCAAUCUUUACAGACAUCAGAAAUUGCACACAGGUGAGAAGCUGCAUUCCUGUCCUGAUUGUGGGAAAUGUUUUGAAAUGAAAUCGGAACUAUUCACACAUCAGCGAUCUCACACGGAGGAGAAGCAAUUUUUCUGUUCCGAGUGUGGGAAAUGUUUUUCAAUGAAGUCCACUCUUUUUAGACAUCAGAGAUCACACACGGGGGAGAAGCCGUAUUCCUGUUCUGAAUGCGGGAAAUGUUAUUCACAGAUACACCAUCUUCACACACAUCAGAGAUCACACACGGGGGAGAAGCCAUAUUUUUGUCCUGAGUGCGGGAAAUGUUUUUCAGUGAAGGCCCUCCUUUCUAUACAUCUGAGAUGUCACACGGGUGAGAAACCGUAUUCCUGUUCUGAAUGCGGGAAAUGUUUUGCAGCAAGUACAGGUCUUGCCAAACAUCGUAAGUCUCACAUGGAGGUGAAGCCAUUUUCCUGUUCUGUGUGCGGGAAAUGUUUUGCAGUGAAGUACUAUCUUUUGCUACAUCAGACAUUGCACACGGGGGAGAAACCAUUUUCCUGUUCUGAAUGCGGGAAAUGUUUUGUAUUAAAGUCACGCCUUGUCAUACAUCAGAGAUCUCACAUGGAGGUGAAGCCAUUUACCUGUUCUGUGUGCGGGAAAUGUUUUGCAGCAGAACCAGACCUUGUAAAACAUCAGAGGUAUCACACAAAGCAGAAGCAAUUUUUCUGUUCUGAGUGCGGGAAAUGUUUUUCACAGAAAAACCAUCUGUUGAGACAUCAGAGUUCUCACACAGGUGAGAAACUGUAUUCCUGUUCUGAAUGCGGGAAAUGUUUUGCUAUAAAAUCAGACCUUGUCAAACAUCAGAAGUCUCACACGGAGGUGAAGCAAUUUUCCUGUUCUGUGUGCGGGAGAUGUUUUUCACAGAAGGCUUAUCUUUUUAGGCAUCAGAGAAUGCACACGGGGGAGAAGCCGUAUUCCUGUACUGAAUGUGGGAAAUGUUUUGCACAGAUUUCCCAUCUUUCCAGACAUCAGAGGUCUCACGCGGGGGAGAAGCCGUAUUCCUGUUCUGAUUGUGGGAAAUGUUUUGUAGAAAAAUCACAACUUGUCAUACAUCAGAGGAUUCACACGGGGGAGAAGCCGUUUUCCUGUCCUGAGUGCGGAAAACGUUUUUCACGGAGGUCAUAUUUAUAUGCACAUCAGAGAUCUCACACGGGGGAGACGACACUUUCCUGUCCUGAGUGAGGGAAAUGUUCCUCCCUCACUGAA
Molecule: messenger RNA, 1485 nt
Organism: Rana temporaria (common frog)
Lineage: Eukaryota; Metazoa; Chordata; Amphibia; Anura; Ranidae
Product: oocyte zinc finger protein XlCOF7.1-like
Exons: 1
Coding region: 220-1461 (413 amino acids)
Biological process (GO): regulation of transcription by RNA polymerase II
Molecular function (GO): RNA polymerase II cis-regulatory region sequence-specific DNA binding; DNA-binding transcription factor activity, RNA polymerase II-specific
Source: RefSeq, a predicted model, not a curated record